This is a messenger RNA of Pelagomonas calceolata, 1092 nucleotides long. The record is from the annotation of a GenBank genome assembly. NCBI's taxonomy places the organism in Eukaryota, Pelagophyceae, Pelagomonadales, Pelagomonadaceae.
AUGCCCCGGCUCACACCGCUGCUGCUCCUCCUGGUCCGAACGGCACAGUGCGGCGCGCGCGGCGCUGAGCGCGCGCGCGCGAGCCGUGCCCACGCGUCGUCGUCGCACGCGACGAGCGCGCAGUCCGCGGCGGGCGCGAGCAACGCGGACGCGGACGCGAAGCGCUCGAAGCCUUCGCCCGGGCCGGCGAGCCAAGGGCCGGCGAGCCAAGGCGAGAGCCGCGCUCGCGAGUGCUGCCACUUGCUGCGCGGCGCGCCGAAGACCGGGACGACGUGGACGACGGAGAUCCUUGAGAAGAUCGCCGCGCUCGCGUGCGAGGAGGGUCCCUCGGAGGAGCCCGCGCGCGCCGGCCGUGGCGCCGGCUGCCGCGCGUGCGCGAAGUGCGACGGCGACAGCGGCAAGCACAGCAACGGCUUCGACGCGGGUAUUUACGCGGGCGCGGCGUCGAAGCGCUCGGACGUGCGCUUCAUCUCGACGUACCGCGACCCGCGCGACGUCGCCGUCUCGAUGUACCACUGGAGCGGCGUGUUCAAGUCCGAGUUCAGGUCGACGACGGCGUCGGAGUACGCGAUCCGCAAGGGGUGCCGCGAAGCGACGCGGCGCGCCAACGCGCAGAUCGCCGCGGAGAACGGCAAGGGGCCGAAUGCGCGCGUGCUUCGCGUCUUCUACGAGGCGACGAAAGUCGAUCCCGUCGGCGUCAUUAUGAUCGUCGCCCGAUUCAUCGGCCACCCGAUCCGCCAAGAGCAGGCCGUCUCCGUCGCGAACGCGACGUCGUUCGAAUCGAUGCGCCGAGAGGAAGCCUCGGGCGAGAUGCAUUUGAAGGUGCACCCCGACUCCGCAGCGAAGCUGCAGAAACCGACCGAUCCCACGAUGCUGAAUGGCGUCAUGACGCGCAGCGGUAUCGCCGGCAACUUCAUGCAAGAGCUGAACGCCACGGCGCAGCGAGCGUGCGUGCGAGAGAUGAAGCGCCUCAGACCCAUGCUCGCGUCUCGCUACAUGCCAGUCUACGAGGCAGACGCUGCUUUUGACUUCUUACCAAAACCCUAACCUUGAAUCCACCCGUCCUAGCUACGCAUGCGUUGUCCCCGGGCG